GGGUUUUCAUCCUUUUGCUGCAUACUCACAAACCGAUCGAAACCGUGAGGAAAAGAUGCCGGCCGGACAUGGAUUAAGGUCACGAACAAGAGAUCUGUUCGCUAGAGGGUUCAGGAAGAAGGGUACCAUUCAUCUUUCAACUUAUCUCAGAACCUACCACGUCGGAGAUUAUGUCGAUGUUAAGGUGAACGGAGCCGUGCACAAAGGUAUGCCGCAUAAGUUCUACCAUGGCCGUACCGGUCAGGUCUGGAACGUUACAAAGAGAGCUAUUGGUGUUGAGAUGAACAAGCAGGUUGGCAACAGAAUCAUCAAGAAAAGAAUCCAUGUGCGCAUUGAGCACGUGAUGCCAUCCAGGUGCACCGAAGAGUUCAAGCAAAGGGUGAAGAAGAAUGAUCAACUAAAAGCCGAAGCCAAGGCUAAGGGUGUCGUCAUCAGUACCAAAAGACAACCUUUGGGACCCAAACCAGGAUUUAUGGUUGAAGGAACAACUCUAGAGACCGUUACUCCUAUUCCGUACGAUGUUGUCAACGAUCUCAAGGGUGGAUACUAGGUUACAUUAUUUCGCUAUUUGUGUUCAUUUUUGUUCUUACAUUUUGAAACACUAGAACUGUUGAGUUGCGUUUUGUUUACCAUCUAUAAUCCAUCCAGACUCUUAUGGUCGAGUUUUUGUGUUAUUUAUAUUUUAGUUUGAUUA
Molecule: messenger RNA, 694 nt
Organism: Helianthus annuus (common sunflower)
Lineage: Eukaryota; Viridiplantae; Streptophyta; Magnoliopsida; Asterales; Asteraceae
Product: 60S ribosomal protein L21-1
Exons: 2
Coding region: 56-550 (164 amino acids)
Biological process (GO): translation
Cellular component (GO): cytosolic large ribosomal subunit; ribosome
Molecular function (GO): structural constituent of ribosome
Source: RefSeq, a predicted model, not a curated record